CUCCUACCCACCUCCCUCCCCCUCCCCCUGCCUCUCCUCCAACCAUGGUCAACCAGGACCUUGUCUACACCCCGAUCGAGAAGAUCCCCUCGAUUGUCCGCUGUGCCCGGACGGCCUUCGACACGGGCCGCAUUCGGUCGCUGGACUAUCGCCGCAAGCAGCUCCGCCAGCUGGCUGCCCUGAUCGAUGAGAACCGCGAGGCCCUGAACGCCGCGCUUCUGGCCGAUCUGCGCAAGUGCCCGAACGAGGCUCAGAUGUGCGAGUACAUGACCGUCAAGAAUGACAUCGCCGAUGCGCUUCUCAACCUUGAGAAGUGGGCUGCCCCGCAAGCUGUGGCCAAGACCCCGGCGCAGAUGUUCAACCGCAUGCAGAUCCGCAAGGACCCCCUCGGUGUGGUGCUGAUCAUUGGCGCCUGGAACUACCCCUUCGCCCUGACCAUUGGCCCGCUGGUGGGCGCCAUCGCCGCUGGUAAUGCGGCCAUCAUCAAGCCCUCGGAGAUCUCGGCCAACAUUGCUCGGGUCAUCGGCGACCUGAUGCCCAAGUACCUGGAUAGCGACGCCUACAUUGUGGUGAAUGGCGGCAAGGAUGAGACCACUGCCCUGCUGCAGGAGCGCUUCGACCACAUCUUCUACACCGGCAGCGGUGUUGUCGGUCGGAUCGUGAUGGCCGCCGCCGCCAAGCACCUGACCCCGGUCACCCUGGAGCUGGGUGGCAAGAGCCCGACUUUCGUCGAUGCCAAUGUCGAUCUUGGUGCCGCUGCGCGGUCGAUCGUUUGGGGCCGCUUCCUGAACGCCGGCCAGACGUGCAUUGCCCCCGACUACAUCCUCACCUACGCCUCAGUGAGGGACAAGCUUGUCCGCGAGCUGAAGAAGGCCAUCACCGAGAUGUUUGGCGAGGACCCGCAGCGCUCGCCGGCCUACUGCCGCAUUGUCAACCAGAAUCACUUCAACCGCGUGCGCCAGCUGAUUCCCUCGGCCGGUGUGGUGAUCGGUGGUGAGACCGACGAGGCCGAUCUCUACAUCGCCCCCACGGUCAUUGUCGAUGUGAACCCCGAGCAGCCCAUCAUGAAGGAGGAGAUCUUCGGCCCUCUUCUUCCGAUUAUGGUGGUGGACAGCCCCGAUCAGGCCAUUCGCUUCAUCAACUCCCGUGACAAGCCCCUCGCCCUCUAUUGCUUCAGUGGCACCAGCUCCGUCAUUGAGCGCUUCGCCACGGAGACCUCCUCCGGUGGCUUUGUCGGCAAUGACGUGGUCACCCACUUUGCCACCCCGGCUCUUCCCUUCGGUGGUGUUGGCCCCAGCGGCAUGGGCCGCUACCACGGCAAGUUCUCCUUUGACACCUUCACCCACGACAAGGCCUACAUCACCGGCCCCACUUUUGUCGAGAAGAUCCUCGCUCUGCGCUACCCGCCCUUCCCGGAGUUCUCCAUGACCAUGAUCAACCUUCUGGUUGCCAAGAAGGUCCCCUCCCCCCUCAAGAUCUGGCUCAGCAAGCCGGCCACCCGUCGCUCCAUCAUGUAUCUGGUGCUGGCUGCUGCCAUGGCUGCCUGUGUGUACCGCAUCGAGACUGCCACUCCGGGCUUCUGGUCCGGGCUGCUGGUCUUCUUCGGCAUCAAGAAGUGAAGAGCCCGGCCCGAAUGUGCGUGGCCAUUUCACCACCAACCAUGCAUCUUGCUCGAUGGCGCACCGUCUUUUCUUCAUCUCCCCUGCCAUCCGGGCCAGAAAAGGGCCACGGCGUGGAGGAACAAAAAGGGGAGCGCCUGACGCGGCGUGCUCAAAGAGCGUGCCCGGCUUCUCCGACAAAAGGCAGACACAGAACGCGCGCGCACACGCACGCACACAACGCACACGCACACACAAGCAUGUAUGCCCCCCGAAAUAUACUCUGACCUCGGUCCCAGAAUGCUGAGAAUGUAGCACCAUUGGUCGCAAACAUGUGUAUGUAUCAUGUGCUUUUUGGAAUGACGUUCUCUUGGAAUGGACGCUAUACCC
Fonticula alba is the source of this 1988-nucleotide messenger RNA. RefSeq lists its product as hypothetical. The transcript has 13 exons. Gene Ontology annotation, molecular function: aldehyde dehydrogenase (NAD+) activity. Gene Ontology annotation, biological process: aldehyde metabolic process. The record is from RefSeq and is a predicted model, not a curated record. Bases 45 to 1619 code for a protein of 524 amino acids. Gene Ontology annotation, cellular component: cytoplasm. Lineage: Eukaryota; Rotosphaerida; Fonticulaceae.